AUGAGUAUGCUCAUAGUGUUGUUGCUACCCCUCUUUCACAAAUCCUACGUAGAUGGAUUUUGUUCUAUCGAGGCUUCAAGAAGGUCUUUACCCAAAUACAACUCACCCAAUCGACACCGAGUCGGCAAGGUUCCCAAGACGGUACUCUUUAGCUCCAGCUAUGGAAGAGGGGCCGAAAUAUGGCCUCCUGCCAACGAAGAGCCAGUCCGAUUGGAACAAUCCUUUCCCAAUGGGAUCCUGCCGGACGAAGUCGUCCAGACUUUUGCCAGUCUUUCCUCGGAAGGAGGGGCCACUACUCCACAAUCCACAAGCAUUGAUAGCAAAAAACAGCGACGAAUCUAUGUACCAAGGGCCAUUGGUAGGAUUUUGCGCCGCGCUGCCUAUGCACAAGAAGAAACCGAAUCCGAAGGGACAACCUCCUCAUCCAUGGAAAAAACACCCAUUCUCGUGGCAGCUGCCUUGGUCUUGUCGGGGAUGAUUCGACCAUUGGAUGCUCUACUGGUGUCCUUUCUCACGGGAUACUUUGUCAUUUUGUUCCUCUGGGCACGAUCUCUUCGACGUGAUGGAGUGACGCCAGUGAUGCCCUCAUUGCCCCCACAGGGACAUGUCCCCAAUCUUGUCUCCAAUCCGCUGGGGCCUGGGUUGACGUCCUUUUCGUGGAGUUAUGACUUUUGGCUCAAGACAGGAGCUUUGUUGGGCCUGGCAGCGCCACUGGCAAUGAUGCUGCGCUAUGCCUUGACCGACCGAUUGGAUUGUGCCCGAGCAUGUGCCAGGCCCAUCUUUUUCAUGUGUUGUCAGGCCAUCAGUGAAGCUGCGUCGAGACGAUCUCUGACACCACUGCCCAUUCGCAUUUUGAUUCCAGUUGCCUACAACACUAUCAGAUUAGGAUAUCUAUGGAGUUGGGUUUUCCAACCGUUGGCAUUAGGCCACCUGGGGCAGGCUGUUGCCAUUGCCAAUCUAGCGUAUUGGGCGACCAACCUAUUUGGUUUCUUGAUUCCAGUUGCCACGGUUCGAUACAUGAGGGCACAUUUCUUUGCAGUCGAAGCCGAACAAGUGACCACUCGCGCAUCCAUGGAAGAUUCUGCUGGCCUAAUGUUCUAG
Messenger RNA from Seminavis robusta, 1101 nucleotides. The record is from the annotation of a GenBank genome assembly. Lineage: Eukaryota; Bacillariophyta; Bacillariophyceae; Naviculales; Naviculaceae.